AUGGGUUCACUGUCGACUUGUGUAGCUGCCGUAUGUACGACAAAUGUGAUCAAGGACCUCAUACGUGUCGGUUCUAAUGAAAACAUGACCAUCAACGACGUCAGUACUUUUGUCACGCUAGCAUACUCUCUUGAAGGUUCAGACAAAUCUGCAUUCAUCGAACAAGCCGAGCUCGCAUUCUGUGAUUUGGUAAAGGCCAAGAAGCCGGACGUCGUCCUUUGUUGCUAUCAAGGAAACUCGAACAAUGGUUUUAUCCAGAACCUACGCAGUUUAGGAUAA
Aspergillus chevalieri is the source of this 279-nucleotide messenger RNA. RefSeq lists its product as uncharacterized. Lineage: Eukaryota; Fungi; Ascomycota; Eurotiomycetes; Eurotiales; Aspergillaceae. The transcript has 2 exons. Bases 1 to 279 code for a protein of 92 amino acids. The record is from RefSeq and is a predicted model, not a curated record.